GGGGAAAGUUUUGGUACAGAAGCAGUCUUAAGUACAACAGCAGUGAUAUCUACAACUGAGUUCACUUCUGGUACAGAAAGUGUAUCAAGUACAACAGAAGCAAUAUAUACAACUGGGGAAAGUUCUGGCACAAAAACUGUACCAGGUGCAACAGAAGGAAUAUUUACAUCUGAGAAAACCUCUGGUGAAACAACUGUAUCAAGUACAACAGAAAGUAUAUCUACAUCUGAGGAAAGAACUACAACUGUGAUAACUUCUAGUGCAACACAGGACCUGGAAACAACUGAAAAAGCAUCUACAGCAUCUAGUUCAGUAUCUGAACAAAGUACAGGGGAUGAUCAGUCUACAGCAUAUAUAAGUUCUACUACAGUAUCUGAACAAAGUACUCUCAAUGUCCAAACUACAGCUGAAGUAAGUGCUGGUUCGACCGUAGAAAGGACUACAGCUGAAACUUUACCUAAAACAACAUAUGACCUAAUUACUUCAGAGGGAAUAACAGAAGCUAACGUAACAGCAGAACCUAAAUCAAGUACAGUUGCACUUAGUUCAACGGCUCCAAUCCAAUCUACUACAACACCUAAAGUAAGUACAACUCAAGAAAGGACUACACUUGAAGCCAAAUCUACUGAACAAACUAAAACUGCAUCAUUGACAUCUACUUCCUCCGUUUCAACUGUAAUAACAGACAAUAUUGCUUCUUCUUCUGUAAUAUUGACUACACCACCACCAUCAAAUAGCACAUCUAUAACAACAAUAUUAACAACUUUAUUUACUUCUACAUCUGUAUCACCUUCAACAACCAAAAGCACAGGAAGUACUUCUCUUUUUGUAUCAACCACAGCAACAACAGAUAACACAUCUGUAACAACGUUGACACUUUCAACUGCAUCUACACCUACAUCAUUAUCUUCUACAACCAAAAGCACAGAAACUACAUCUUUUUUUGUAUCAACCUCACCAACAACAAAGAGCACAUCUGUAACAGCAUCAACCCUAACAUCCACGGCUACUUCUGUAUCUCCAAUAUCAUCUACAACCACAAUGACCACAAGCACAUCUUCCUCUACAGUGUCAACUACACCAAGACCAUCAACAAAAACCUCUUCAACCCCAGCAACAACAACACCUACCUCAACCAUUACCACUACCACUACUGGAGCUGCAAAAAAAGCUGUUUCUCUUUUUGACUAUGGUGUUGCUGUUGGUGAUCAAGAAUGUGUAUAUAGGAAAACUGACUUCACCUGUCCACUGUUGGAGCCACCUAUGGGAUUUCCAUUUCUCAAAAAGCUGAGGAACUUUCUAUAUUACACAGACAAUGGGCAGAUUGUCUUCCCAAUAUCCACGAACAAUGUAUUUUCUUACACUAAUCCAACUGGAUUUUCUAACAAUUUUAAUGUGGCCAUGAUAGGAGUAUUUUGGGAUGAUGCAGAUUUCUCCAAAAACGUUGGAACUACCUAUUACCAGGUUUAUAAUAGCACCAGUAAUACAACUGCAACCAGUCGGGUGGAAUCCAUGAUUCGGAAGUACAGUCAAACUCCAUAUACUGCUCAAUGGACCUUGAAAAUUACUUGGGUAAAGGCACCUGCAUACGGGUCUAAUUAUAAUUUGGGCAACACAUACCAGGCCGUGCUGACUACUGAUGGCUAUGUUUCCUACAUUCUUAUGCUUUAUCAAGAUGGAGGGAUGAACUGGGAUGUUACCAUUCGCACUAACAAUGUUACUAUUGGCUACAGCAGUGGGAGCAACGAUGUAUUUUUCAAAAAUGAUCCACUCAUGGAAAAAACAGCUGCAGAAAAAUACCGUCCUGAUGCCCAGGUCCAAGUUGAUCCAGAUUUACGGGGACUCUGGAUGUACGCACUGAACAAUGAGACAUUGAUCAAUAACCGUAUGACGUGCCUAAGCUGGUACAAUUCUCAGCCUUCCCCUUCUAGUUGGAACACUGGAUUAUUGUCCUGUCCAUGUUUAUAUCAGCAAGGAAGCUUAGAUUUUCGCUACAUGAGGAGCAGGCCAGACCAGUCUGGUACAAAAAUGCUUCGGCCCGUAUUUCCAAAUUGGAGAGAUGCUGGUGUAAGAUGUGUGUACAGCAUGUGGAAUGACUAUAUUCAGGGUUUUCAGGAGAGGAACUGGAAAUUUGGAGGCAAUGAUUUAGAGACUAGUUAUUAUGAUGUGUGUUGCAAUCAAGUGAGUGACCCCAAGUUCUGUUCUAUGUACAUGGAGAAGAGACCUGCAAUCAAUUGCAGGAAAUACAGGCCCUUAUUCUUUGGAUGGAUGUUUGGAGACCCUCACAUUACCACUCUUGAUAGUGUCAGUUACACAUUUAACGGUCUUGGAGACUUUCUUCUUCUCAGUGCUGAAGAUUCUGGCAUUUCUUUGACUUUACAGGGUCGUACAGUGCAGACUGGUUCUGCAAUGGCUACUAACUUUCAGGCUUUUGCUCUGAACUACAACUCCACCACUGCAAAUAUUACAGUGGAGUGGUAUCUCACAGGUAAUGAGACUAUAACAACUUAUGUGAAUGGCCAGGUUGUCUCCUACACAUAUUCUAACGAUUUGCAGGGAGAUAUGAACAAUGACACAUCAGGUGUCUUCCUGAUGAAGGACAGCCACUCAGUCCACACAAAUUUUGAAGGCCUUUUAACUGUGACUGUGUCAGCUAGCUUUGGAAUGAUGAAUGCCAUUACUAAUCUACCAAACCAAUUUUUAAACAAAACCAAAGGCUUGAUGGGAACGUGGAACAAUGACAAGACUGAUGAAUUCACUAGUCCAAAUGGAACAGUAAUUUCCAGCCAAAGCACAGAGGAAGAAAUAUUUAGAUAUGGGAUGACAUGGGAAGUCACUGAAAGUUUGUUUAGCAAAGUGAGUGCAACAGCAAGGAGUGCAAACACUUUUACACCUCUCUUCUUGAGCGAUUUGAAAAAUCAGAAUUCUGAAAAGUAUGCCUCAUUGCUCAUCCUUUGUGGCAACAACACGGAAUGCUUAUUUGAUGCUCUCUCCACCAAUGAUACUUCCAUAGGCUUAGCUACUCUCACCACGGCUCAGGCAUUUAAAGAAGCCAACACCACUCUAAACUCCAAUCCACCGGUCAUUAAUGGCAAUGCCACCAUUCUAAGUUUCAUCGGGGAGAAAACCCAAGCACAAUUCAGUGCUAACGUGGCUGGAGUCAACUUCAUUACUGAUGUGUCUUAUAAAGAUGUUAAUUUGACUUCUGAUGGACUUCUGACCUGGCUUCCAUCUAGUGCUGAUGGUUUCACAAUGUGGCUUAUAGCUACAGACUCUCAGAAUCUCUCCUCCUCAAUAAAGCUUAAUUUCUAUCUAUGUGACUGUCGCCUUAAGACUCAAUGUGUCUAUACCGACUUAUCUAGAGUCAAUACUUCAUCUGUUUAUGUCGCAGGUUGUUCUUGUGCAGACAAUUACACAGACACUUUUUGUAGAACUGCUCCAAAUCCCUGUACUGGAGGAUGCUUCCCUGGAGUGCAAUGUGACAACAUAACUGGCUGUGGAUCCUGCCCUGCAGGACUGAGUGGUAAUGGCUUGCACUGUGAAGAUAUAGAUGAAUGCCUUCAAAAUAACACUUGUUCUCCGAAUGCUGAUUGUACAAACACAUAUAAAAGCUAUAGCUGUGUCUGCAAACAGGGGUUUACUGGGAAGAAAUACUGGCAUCAUAAAUGUUUUCCUUUUGCAGGGAAUGGAACAGUUUGUACUUGUGGUGAAUGUGAAGCAAAUUACUGCAACAAUGGUGGAACAUGCACCAGGGUGGGAACAUCGUGCACCCAGAAAUGUACAUGUCCUCCGGCAUUUAUUGAUGAUCGAUGCAUAAUUGCUGGCAACAAUUUCCCCGCGCAGCUCAAAGCUAGUACAAAAAUGAGAACUAUAUCUUUAACAAUCAAGAACACUGGAGCUAAUUUCACUGACGUGGAAGCAUAUAGCAAGGUUAAUGAAGUAUUGAGCUUCAUACCUCAAUAUAAAAAUGCUACUGGUUUCCUAUCCCCAUGGAACGAGUCUGACUUUUUUAUUUCCAACGUCACGGCUCAAUUUAUGUAUGUCGCGAACUUAACAAUUAUACAGUUUCUGAAUAAUGAGCUAGUAUCAACGCUUAGGACUCGACUGGGUAUAACAAAACGGGCAACAUCAAACUUGACAGUGAUAAGUGUUGAAGAUGGUUUCAAAUUAACCAAAAGUGAACUCCAAAACUCUCUGUCCUGUGAGCUUAAUGGAUAUGGUGGAUAUACUCUGGAUGCUGAAAACUUUCAGUGUGUAUCAGUGUGCAAUUCCUACUGUAAGAAUAAUGCCAAAUGUGAGCAGAUUCUUAAUAAAACCCUCUGCAGUUGUGUCUCAUUCAGCAUAUACACCACCUCUGGGGCACAAUGUGAAAACCUCACCAUGAACCUGAAUGCUUUCUUUGGGAUAUUGUUUGGAGCUUUGGCAUUCCUCUUCCUUCUCUUAUUGGGUAUUGGUUUGGGCAUCUACUGCUAUCGAAAGAGGAAGAAUAAAGAAGAUGACACUGAGAGGUUACACCCAACAGAGUUUUCCUGGAAGAAAUCCCCAAUAUCAGGUUUCAACAAACUGAAAGAGUCAACGAUACCAACGUUAACCACAGAUAAAAAAGAACCACAUCUUGUAAGCUGGCGACCUCACUUAGAGAAAGUUGAUAAUUUAUAUGAGGUGAAAAUAAAAAGGCCUGAAUCAAAAACCUUGGAAACAGAUGGAAUGAAAAAAUAAGCUUCUCAGUGAUGUUUUAGCUGGUUUCAAAACUCCUGAUGACUUCAGUUAUGAGAUAAAGAGAUCAUUUAUUGUAUGAUUAAUUUAUUUGACUGCACUAUUCCUGACUAUUAUUUAUUAACAACUGGUGCAUGUCAUGAAUAUUUUGCAAUAAUUCACAGAAUUCUACAUACUUCCAGGAAGAAUUGUCUAGCCUUUCCCAAGAGAAAAAUAUGAUAAUCUAAUAAUCCCAUGGUGUAGACAGUCUAUUGUUGUAUUUGUAGGGUACAGUAGCCAACCAUGCUCUAAAUAUAUUUAGUGUAAAUCUAAAUUAUUAAUCUGUGAAUUCUUGCUUUGGCAGUUCAGCAAUUAUGCACAAUAUUGUAAUCAUUUAUAUUAUCCAAUGAAAGUGUUCUAGAUACUAUAAGGCUAAUGAAUGAUCAAGUCGGAAGACACUUGAAUCUCAUGCUAUCAGGAAGGUGACAAUAUUUGCUUUGUAGCACCAGAAAACAGAAAAAAAAACAAGCACAUAGGAAGGAAUGAUGAAUUGAAACGUUUCUUGUUAUUACAUCCUAUAUUUUUGUAUCAGGUUUUUAUAUGUAAUGAUUAUGGCAAUAUUAUAUUUUUAUCAUAUGAGUGUAAUAAUUUAUCAACUGUCUCAAAGACAUUACAGUAACAUGUAACAGGUGUCUCAACUUCAAGUAUGAUUCAGGAAAAUGACGG
This is a messenger RNA of Pelobates fuscus (common spadefoot toad), 5421 nucleotides long. RefSeq names its product mucin 4, cell surface associated (gene MUC4). Bases 1042 to 4719 code for a protein of 1225 amino acids. The record is from RefSeq and is a predicted model, not a curated record. Gene Ontology annotation, molecular function: ErbB-2 class receptor binding; calcium ion binding. Gene Ontology annotation, biological process: regulation of signaling receptor activity; cell-matrix adhesion. The transcript has 27 exons. NCBI's taxonomy places the organism in Eukaryota, Metazoa, Chordata, Amphibia, Anura, Pelobatidae.